This is a messenger RNA of Adineta steineri, 1411 nucleotides long. NCBI's taxonomy places the organism in Eukaryota, Metazoa, Rotifera, Eurotatoria, Adinetida, Adinetidae. The record is from the annotation of a GenBank genome assembly.
AUCAGGAGAUACAGUUGGUGCUGAUUGGAAUACACCAUUACCACCAAAUACUAACCUUGAAAGGGAAUUAUUUGGUAUACAUCCAACUGGUAUCAAUUUUGAAAAUUAUUUUGAUAUUCCUGUUGAAUCAUCACAUAUGGAUCAUGCACCAGUUGAUACAGUUACUAUUCGUAUUCAAAAACAUGGUGAUCCGAAAAAAUAUCCUGGACGUGUGUUACACAUUGCACAUGAAUGUGAUCUGGCUAUAUUGACUGUUGACAAUGAUCAAUUUUGGAAUAAUGUAGAGCCAUUGACAUUUAGCGAUCAGAUGCCUCGAUUACAGGAAUCAAUAAUAGUUGUUGGUUAUCCAAUUGGUGGUGAUAAUUUAUCGGUAACAAAAGGUGUCGUUUCAAGAGUUAGUAUGUCAUUUUAUACACAUUCAUUAGAGUAUUUGUUAAACAUACAAAUCGAUGCUGCAAUCAAUUCUGGUAAUAGUGGUGGACCGGCUAUUCAAGGUAAAGAAGUUGUCGGCAUGUCAUUUGAAAGUAUGAACGGUGCUCAAUCAGUUGGUUACAUUAUACCAGUAUUAGUAAUCAAACAUCUGUUAAAUGAUAUUGAAUUACAUGGUAGAUAUACCGCUUUUCCUAGAAUGGUCUUUCAAUACCAAUCAAUGGAAAAUUCAUCAUAUCGCAAAUAUUUAAAACUAAGCGACGAUCAACAUGGUAUCUUAGUGACAUCGAUUGAACCGGCAUGUAUUCUUAGCAAAAUAUUACAGAAAGAUGACGUGAUCAUGACUAUCGAUGAUAAGACAAUUGCUGAUGAUGGUACAAUCUAUUUUCGUCGUGGUGAAAGACUUAACUUCGAACAUGUAAUGAAAUUAAAAUUUGUUGGUAAUACAAUUACAUUUAAAAUUAUACGAGAAGGAAGGGAAAUAACAUUAGCAACUUCACUCGAUAAUUUUCCCGCACUCGUUCCAUUUCAUUCGCAUGACAAACGUCCAGAAUAUUUAAUUUACGCUGGAAUUGUAUUCACAGUAUUAACCCGCUUUUAUUUGCGUGAAUUUAGUAGAUAUCAUUGGGGUGAAAAAGCUCCGAAACAUUUAGUUAGCUUAGCAUGUAAUGGUAAAUUACAAAACUUAACUCAACAAAUUGUUGUAAUCAGUCAAAUACUUGCUGAUGAUGUUAAUUAUGGAAUAGAUUCAGAUAUCACCGAAGCUGUAUUAAAAACUGUCAAUGGGAUCGAAAUUAAUAAUAUUAAACAUCUAGCAGUAGUAAUUGAUGAAAUAUCAAAUAAGGAAGAUGACGGUUUUAUUCGAUUUGAAACGGAAUCCGAAGAAUUUAUUGUAAUUCAAUGUAAAGAAGCUAGACAAUCAGAAGAAAGAAUUUUAACACAAAAUUCAAUAACUCAUGCAAGAAGUGAAAACUUACGUUAA